AUGAUUGGUGUUUGGGCGAAAGUACAGCUCCUGUGCAAGCACCACUUCUCAUCUACAAUUUCCAAGGACCUCAACUUGGCGCAGCAUUUAUCCCGUUUGGCAACAUCACUGUUUAAUGAUUCUUCUGCCGUAAGGGGCUUUGUCCGUCAAGACGAUAAAACGCCCGAAGUCCAGAUUCUAUUACUUCUUCAUGAUGCUGUUUAUCAUCAAUGCCAGAUCGUCUUACACUCCAUGAUUGUCCCUCUGUUCUCGGGUAUCCCCGCCGACCCGAACAUUGACCCUGGGACACAACGAAAAGCAGCAGAGACUGUCACUCAUCAUGCAGAGUUAUUUGAGCGCCUAUUGGCGCCUUACCUUUAUGAACGAAAGGAUGUUUCACGACUGCCUCCUCUUGUUGGCUAUGGCGCUUUUGUAGUGGGGAUAGUGAUCCUGUCUACGGAAGUCUCUCGUCGUAACAAAUCGGGGACCGCAAGACGGUUGCUGUAG
Messenger RNA from Penicillium hordei, 486 nucleotides. RefSeq lists its product as uncharacterized. The coding region runs from base 1 to 486 and encodes 161 amino acids. The transcript is spliced from 3 exons. The record is from RefSeq and is a predicted model, not a curated record. Lineage: Eukaryota; Fungi; Ascomycota; Eurotiomycetes; Eurotiales; Aspergillaceae.